Aspergillus calidoustus is the source of this 756-nucleotide messenger RNA. Lineage: Eukaryota; Fungi; Ascomycota; Eurotiomycetes; Eurotiales; Aspergillaceae. The record is from the annotation of a GenBank genome assembly.
AUGGACACGCCCUCGGAAACAUGGUGGCAGCAGUUUGCCGUUGAAGAGGGAUUGAUUCGAACAAUGACAUAUGUCUUCCUCUUCGACGUUGCCCUGACAAUCUUCCACAACUCGCCGCCCCGGAUGGUCGUUUCAGAGCUCAAGAUGGAAAUGGCCUGUCCCGAAGCCUGCUUUCAGGCCGAGUCAGCCGAGGAAUGUUUCCGGUUAUUGAAGGAGUGGGAGACCACGACCUUUUGGAAAAAGCGUCUCUCCAUUACCUCUGUUUUGAAGACUAUUUGCCAAACUGAGUUGACAAGCUCAGCUGUGGAUGAGUACUCGCGUAUGGGGAGUUUGAACUUGUUCACUGCUGUGCAGACCCUCCACUCCUUAACAUUCCACCUCCGCAACUCGAUCAUUUUCGAAUCAACCCUCCUUCCCUUAAAGACCGGACUAGAGAACUGGCGCCGGAUCUGGAACCAGCGCGAGGCAGAGGACAAGUAUGUCCCCGACACUCCGGACCAGAUUUGGAAGAAGGUCGGGUUUGUAAGCUAUUCGCCGGAGUUCUGGCAUCUGGCGAGGAUUAUCGUUGAGAGGAUCGAAGGGGAUAGCCAUGAUGAUGAAGAAGGUGAGGCAGAUGGUUCGAGUUAUGAAGACAAGAAGGUAGCGGCUGCGGGAAGGAGUCAGGUGCGAGAUAGGGAAAGGUAUGACCAUACGGAUAUGACGGAUGUGAAUGGGUUGAUCAUGGAGUAUCGGCGGUUGAGUUUGGGUGCAGUGUGA